Molecule: messenger RNA, 1075 nt
Organism: Perognathus longimembris pacificus (Pacific pocket mouse)
Lineage: Eukaryota; Metazoa; Chordata; Mammalia; Rodentia; Heteromyidae
Gene: Eef1akmt1
Product: EEF1A lysine methyltransferase 1
Exons: 5
Coding region: 28-672 (214 amino acids)
Biological process (GO): methylation
Molecular function (GO): nucleic acid binding; protein-lysine N-methyltransferase activity
Source: RefSeq, a predicted model, not a curated record
GUUGUAAGGUGACGUGUUGUUGGUGAGAUGAGUGAUUCGGAAGAUGACGAUAUCCCCCGGCUUUCUCUCCACACCUUAGCAGCUCUCCAGGAAUUUUAUGCUGAGCAGAAGCAAUGCACUGACCCAUGUGAGGAGGAGAAAUAUAAUAUUGGAAUAAUAGAUGAGAACUGGCAGUUGAGCCAGUUCUGGUACAGCCAUGAAACAGCCUUGCGACUUGCGCAGGAAGCCAUUGCUGCUGCUGGGGAAGGUGGCAGAAUAGCUUGUGUGAGUGCGCCCAGCGUGUACCAGAAACUCAGAGCACUGCACAGACAAGACUUCUCUGUGUACAUCUUUGAAUACGACAGAAGAUUUGCCAUGUAUGGAGAGGAAUUUAUCUUCUAUGAUUACAAUCAUCCAUUGAAUUUGCCAGAGAAAAUUGCUGCACACAGUUUUGAUAUCGUUGUGGCAGAUCCUCCCUAUCUUUCUGAAGAAUGCCUCAAGAAGACCUCAGAAACCAUCCAGUACCUGACACGGGGCAAAGUCCUCCUGUGCACAGGUGCUACCAUGGAAGAUCAGGCCGCACAGUUCCUGGGAGUGAAGAUGUGCAAGUUUAUUCCAAAACACACCCGAAACUUGGCCAAUGAGUUUCGCUGUUAUGUGAAUUAUGAUUCUGGUCUGAACUCUGAGAGCUAAAUACAGAUGGCAUCAGGAGACCACAUCUCUAUAUUGCCUCAGCUGGCCUUGAACUUUGGGUUCAAGCGGUCCUCCUGCCUCAUCCUUCUGAGAACCUGAAGUGUGUGCCACAAAACUGGCUUCAGGAACAUUAGGUAAAUAAAAUAUGGGUCACCUGAACACAAACAUUGUGAUACCACACUGCUGAACUUAAUCUAGAGCUAUUCAUUGCAAAGUGACUAACAGGUAGGUAGCACUUACAGCAUGGAAAUGCUGGGAAAAGUGAUGUUUCAAGUUCUGUGGUAUGAAAUUUUCUCACUACACUAUGUUACACAUGUAAAACUUGUGAAUUUUCCAUUUAGGAUAGAAAGUUCUAGUAGCUCAGUAGCGCUAGUAGCUCAGGCCUAUAAUCUGAGCUAGUCAG